Molecule: messenger RNA, 750 nt
Organism: Schistosoma spindalis
Lineage: Eukaryota; Metazoa; Platyhelminthes; Trematoda; Strigeidida; Schistosomatidae
Source: the annotation of a GenBank genome assembly
AUGUUCAAUUGGACGAACACAAUCAUUAUAGAUUCUGUGCAAAAAAGUAUAGAUAAAUUUAUGCAUCCUUGUGAGACAAAUGAAACAUUAUCACCCAUAUAUCCCGGCCUAAAUUCAAAUUAUUCUAAAGACAAUGAUGUGACAGAUUCAAUUAAUGUUUCGAUUUGGUCUACUGGUGGUAUGACGUAUAUGCCGAAUAUUUUACGUAUAAGUCAAUUUUGUUCUGGUCAAUUUCGUGAACCUAAUAGUAAUGACAUUGUGGUAUAUGUACCGGGUACAUUUGACCUUUUCCACAUUGGUCAUUUAUCAUUCCUGGAACAGUGUUUAAAACUUGGAAAUUAUCUAUUGGUUGGAUUAUACUCGGAUAAAACGUCAUCAUUUGAAAGUGGUCGAAUGGGCUCAAUUCUCACACUUCAAGAACGACUGUUAUCUGUACUGGCCUGUCGAUACGUGAGCAAUGUAAUUAUUGAUGCACCGUAUGUAAUACCUCCCAAUCUUUUGGAUCAUUUCAAUGUAAAUUAUGUUGCAAUAGGUUGGGAUAAAAAUCUUACACCAACAUUAGAGGGCUUAGAUCCGAUGAUGGUUUGUAAAAAACGAGGUAUUCUUCGUAGAAUCGAUAGUGGAUGUAAUGUUACGACAUCACUUGUUAUAUCCCGUAUUAUGAAAAAUAGACUUCUUUACGAAGAACGAAAUCAGAAAAAAGUGAAUAGAGAAGUCCAGUUGGCGAGUAAAUUGUUGACAAGUAAUUAA